Molecule: messenger RNA, 5875 nt
Organism: Limanda limanda (common dab)
Lineage: Eukaryota; Metazoa; Chordata; Actinopteri; Pleuronectiformes; Pleuronectidae
Gene: ar
Product: androgen receptor
Exons: 9
Coding region: 71-2395 (774 amino acids)
Biological process (GO): regulation of DNA-templated transcription; male gonad development
Molecular function (GO): sequence-specific DNA binding; DNA-binding transcription factor activity; zinc ion binding
Source: RefSeq, a predicted model, not a curated record
CGGCACUACCAGAGACUUAGUGUCGUGCAAAGUUCGCUCUCUUGGCAAAGUGAGCGCAGCUUUCUGGGAGAUGAGCCAAACUAACCAACGGUUGUUUGGUAGCACGGUUUGGCCACAGGGGGGGGAGAGCAGAAAGGAGGCAGGCGACGGUGGCACUGCUCCCAGCAUGUCGCAGAAAAGUGAGGAAAGUCGGCUCUACUUGGUGAAGAGCUCUUGUGGAAGCGGUGCUGCCCGGCACAGGGAACCAGACGAUGCGGACGCGAACGUCUACGCAUCCGGACGCGUUGGUGCCCAGAGCUGUGCCAUGGAGAACCACUCCCGUCAGACAGCUGCUGCACCUCAGGGGCUGAUGAGCACCGGCUGCCGAGUGGGCGACUCUGCUUCUUCUUCUUCCUGCGCCACAAUCUCAGAAACAACCCGGGAGCUGUGCAAGGCUGUGUCCGUGUCCCUGGGGCUCACCGUGGAGUCCACUGACCCCGGCGACAUGGACCCUGCUCUGCCCCCGUGUGCCGACCACCUCCGCGGCGGGGAGAGUUCCUACGGAUCCGGAGCGGUGAGCUGCUCCGGAUCCCUGCAGGCUGCCGGCUACAGGUGCCCGGACCGGGACGAGCGGCCCCUGGCCGGCCCCAAGCAACUGGUGGAAGUGUUUAAAAGUUUAGAGAGCGCUGCCCCCCUGCACCACUACACCUCCACUCGGACAUGUGAAGACGAGCCACACUUCAGCCUGUGUGAGCCGGAUGACAGGAGCCCGGCGCGCACACACCCGUGCCCGUACUCCGCGUCCGCGCCCGGCAGCCUGGCGCACUUCAGCCACGCCGGCCCGGAGAGGCCGAGCCGGGGCUACCGACCUCCGGACGAGGCCGUGGAGAGCAGGUUCCGCGGGUACCAGCCCGAACAGUACGGCGUCAAAGUCAAAUGCGAGGAGGAGGAGAGCCCCGGGGCUCCGUGGCCCGGGGAAUACACCUUCACCGACACGUACAGCUCCCCGCUGUGGGGCUCCCGGCACUGCGUAAAGGCGCGCGGCCCUGGCGCGGCCGGCGCGUUCAUAUGUAAUCCAUACGAGCACAGCGUGACGCGCACCGAGCACUGGUACCCGGCCGGGAUGCUGAGGCCCGGCGGCCCCAACCCCGGCUACGUGAAGGCGGAGGUGGACGAGUGGAUGGACGUCAACUACAACGACACGAGUGAUACUUUGUGUUGUAGAAACAGUCCUGUGAACUUCCAGCCUAUAGAAAAGUGCCCCAUGCAGCUGGAGCAGUUUGAGGGUGGCAGAGAGCACAUGUUCCCCAUGGAGUUCUUCUUCCCACCCCAGAGGACGUGCCUGAUCUGUUCAGAUGAGGCGUCUGGCUGCCAUUACGGUGCACUCACCUGUGGCAGCUGCAAGGUUUUCUUCAAAAGAGCUGCAGAAGUAGGCAAACAGAAAUACUUGUGUGCGAGCAAAAAUGACUGCACCAUCGAUAAGCUAAGAAGAAAGAACUGUCCUUCUUGUCGGCUGAAGAAGUGUUUUGAAGCUGGAAUGACACUUGGAGCACGUAAACUAAAGAAGAUCGGACAGCAGAAGAACCCUGAAGAGGAUCAUCCUGUGCAGGACUCUAUAGAGGUCAUCCAGAAUAUCUCUCCUAAGUCAGGCCUGAACUUGAACUCCCAGCUGGUCUUCCUCAACAUCCUGGAGUCCAUCGAGCCUGAGGUGGUGAACGCGGGACACGACUACGGCCAACCUGACUCAGCUGCCACCCUGCUCACCAGCCUCAACGAGCUGGGAGAGAGGCAACUGGUCAAAGUGGUCAAAUGGGCGAAAGUACUGCCAGGUUUUAGAAAUCUCCACGUGGAUGACCAAAUGACUGUCAUUCAACACUCAUGGAUGGGGGUGAUGGUGUUUGCCCUGGGAUGGAGGUCCUAUAAGAACGUCAAUGGCAGGAUGCUUUACUUCGCCCCAGAUUUGGUGUUCAACGAAAAUCGGAUGCACGUCUCCACCAUGUAUGAGCACUGCAUCCGGAUGAGGCAUCUCUCCCAGGAGUUCGUGCUGCUGCAGAUCACUCAGGAGGAGUUCCUGUGCAUGAAGGCCCUGCUCCUCUUCAGCAUUCUUCCAGUCGAGGGUCUGAAGAGUCAGAAGUACUUUGACGAGCUGCGUCUCACCUACAUCAACGAACUCGAUCGGCUCAUCAGCUGUCGAAUGACGAACAAUUGUUCUCAGAGGUUCUACCAGCUCACCCGUCUGCUGGACUCUCUCCAGAUGACGGUAAAGAAGCUCCACCAGUUUACAUUUGACCUUUUCGUCCAGGCUCAGUCACUCCCCAGCCAGGUCAGCUUUCCAGAGAUGAUUGGAGAAAUAAUAUCAGUUCAUGUACCACGGAUCCUGGCAGGUUUGGCUAAGCCCAUCUUGUUUCACCAGUAGACAGAUUUUUUUAUAUAAAAAAAUGACUACUCUGCUCUGCUGCCUGCAUAAACUUCAACAAAGGCUUUGCACUGUUUCCCUCCAUGUCCAACAUAAUAGCGCCAAGCUCUGUCCCACAAUCAUCAAUUUUAUUGCUCAAGCUUUUUUUUUUUUCCUUUUAGCCAUAAUUGAGAUUGUUUGCUCUGAACUGAUAAAGCUUUUAUCUGCAGAGCUGCGAGGCAUCAGCCAGUUGACAGCUCUGCUCUUUAUGAGUGGAGGGUUUUUUUAUUCUGCUCGGCCAGAGAUGCUACUUUACAUAUGCAGCAAGUCUGUAAAUCAUAAAAGUAGCAGGGUUAAAAACAUCAGGUUUUGCAUGUGACCUUCAUUAUACCAACACUUGAGGAGGUACACAUAAAUAUUAAAAAACAAGCAAAUGAAAGAUGGCCCAAAGAGCCGGAGAGAAAUGGAUCACCGUAAUAAACUGACACUCUGUUUUUAUAAAUGCUGCCUUCAGGUGCUGUGUGUGAAAUAGAAAGUGAUAAAUACAACUUGUAAGGAAUGAAAGAGGCUAAAAUUUGAAAAGUACAGGUUUAAGAUUUAGUUUCUAUCAUUCGCAAAAUUCAACUUGAAGACAUUUUUUUCAAAUUAAACUUCCUAAUACAUGCACAAGAUCCUGAAAUCCCAGUGUGGCAAUAAAAUGUGUUCAUAAACUGUGUUGAAUAAAUCAUCACUGAAAAACACUCAUUUGAUGUGUUACAAUACUUAACAUAGAGUAAAUUAAAAACAUUGGAUGUUUCAAAUCCAAUAGUAAGCUGUGAUAUUACAUCACUGUUACUAAGACUAAAGCGCUUACUUGGUUCUCAAUGAGGCGGAGGAAAUGACCACUCAGUUGUAUUUACCACUUGCUAGGUUUGACACUACAAUGUUUCUGAUGGCAGGGGCAGCUGUAAGUUAUUUAUAUUGUUUAUGUUUGACCUGUUGUAAAUAUGAGUAUUUAUAUCUGCCAGAUUGUGCUCAUUCAUUGGUUAAAAAUUAGUAUUUAAUAAAUCACAAUUACAAUAAAAUCAAAGAGUACUUUACCUUUUCUUUAAGAAAAAUGGUGGACAAGAUGACAGGUCAUAUCAGAUAUCAUAUCAGCAGGUGGCAGCCAUACAAGCAAAACUCAACAUUAUGCAUUUGAAACAUUAAAUACGUGUCACUAUCCUAAAAUCAAAUAUCAUACACCGUUUCUCAUAAGAUAGAGCAAAGUGUCUAAUUUGAACCAAGCCACAAAGGAAACAGUUAAACUGAAUUGAAUACACAAUCUUAGUCCUGUACGUAUGGCAGAAUUGACAGGAAACACACACUUCACUCACACAUGUUGUCUUCACACAGUCAGUCUCUCUGAGCCAGAACAAUAUGGACAUCUUGAGAAGACACUUCAGGUUGACAGUCAUUCUGCAUUUCAAACCUUUUCCCGUCCAGUUGAAAUGUUUUCUACUUGAUCGGCCCCCUGAUCCAGAUCUGCAUCAAAAUGUAAUGGGCUCUUCAUUGACACAUAUCACAUCCUUCUACCAAUUUUUGUGGAAAUCCGUCCAGUAAUGUUUACGUAGUGUUGCUUAAAAACAAACAAAUGAAAUUGCCACAGAAAAAACUGCCACAGGACAAACUAAUGAUUUGAAGUGGUUUUAGAAAAUAUUGUUAAAUGGUGAAUGAGAUGCAUGUGGCGCUCUGAGUCUUAACAACCAAUCAAGCCGUUUACACUACGAGUCACAUUCACCUGUUUACAUCCAUCCGCCAGAUUGACCCCCCAUCUGAUUAUUGUUACAUUUACCAUACACUACGUUAAAGAAAAGAAUCGAAGCCCUUCAGUCACUUACCAUUGUUCCUCCCAGACAACACGGUGUUGACAGCGUCAUGCAGACAAACACUGGUGCCAGAGAACUCCAAUUAUUGCAAUGAUGCCCCAACAGGACAAUAGAUAUAAAUUCAAAGCCAUCUUAAAACAGGAAGGCCCUUAGAUGUCAAAUGUGGAAAUCUAUGACUGCGGUUGCAAAAACCUCACAGAUAUUAUCGAAGAAAAGAAACCCCAGUGGAAUGCUUUGAAGAUAACCGAACACAGACACUGAAGGGGAGCUGAUGAGACGUGUCGCCAUUGAUCCAGUUGAACUCAUUCAUCAGGUUUUGCCUGAAUCCAGCUGGUGAAGCACUUUGUAUAUAUGUCCAAACACUCUUUGUGCAGUGAGUGUAACUAAGACUGAAUCCUUUCAGUAAAAGAGUCUGAAUCCAGCUGCUGCGAAAAGCAAACAAUAACUUCUGAGGCUUCUUCUGCCUUUUCAACAGUUUUCAACAAUGUUUUAAUAUUGUGUAAAUCCAACCCUUUUUUUAAAGACAGUUUCUUUUACACGCCUGACGAUGCAUGCACCAAGUGUAUAUCUGUCUGUGUAACGUCUAGCUUUACAAAAAGCACUGCCCAGACAUCCAUGUGUUCCUCGAGUUACCUUUGUGUUCUAUACUAUCUGACAGCUGUCCCCUGCAUUGAACGAUGGCGACACUAUCAGGAGGCAUGAAAAAUGUGUUGUACAGUGCACAGUGAUAAGAUGACAGUUUUCAUCCGUUAACGUAAGUGAAGCUUGUACCUAACUUCAUCCGCACAGGUUCCUCAUGUCUUUGUCUUGUCUUUUUUAUAUGAUAUUUGCUAUGUGAAAAGGACGGGGUGGGGGGGAGGAGAGGCGAUAUAGUCGCUACGGACAAGUAUAGUUCAUGCAUGAGUCUUGACCCCAAUGCACCUACUAAUUAUAGCCCUGAAACUUGAUAAAGACGUGUCUCCUAUCAGUUUAAAUGCUAUAGACAGACAUUGGAUUAAGACAGGAACCCAGAUAAAAUAUUAUUCUUGUGCAAAAGCAGUAAUAUGAUUUGGAUCAUUUAUAUUUUAAAUAAGCGGAAAAUGCUUAAGUUUUAUUCAAAUGAUAAAAUCCAGAAACAGAUAUUCAUGCCUUUCUACAUUUCCUGAAUGCACUAUGUUGUACCACUGUUCUUAACAGUUACACUUUGUUUCUCUUUAAUAUUGAUAAUAACACUGUUCUAAAUAAUGCAGUAGUCUGUUUCUAUUAAUCCUGUAUAGCUUUAUUAUGCAUUAGACGGGGCGGAAUCGGAAAACAUUACAGUGCCGGUGCCUCUCGCAUCUCAAUGAGCCACACACUGUCGAUGCCCCUGUUUUUUUUUCCCAAUACUGAAACGACUGAAUCACAGUAGGCUGUGUUUUGUUGGAUGUCAAUGGACAGUAGCUGGUAUGUGCCCGGUGUACUGCAUAUGAAGCUUGUUCUUUGUACAUGAAACAGUAACUGUAUAUAUUGAUUUGUUUAUCAUCUGUUUUGGUGUCUGGACACUUGACUUUUACAGUCAUCUCUUGUAUGAUUUAUACCUUUUGUGACUUGCUGUGUGUUUUUCCAAUUUGUGUAUUUUUCAAAAAGAUGUAAAGCUGCAUAAUCUUUUGAAAGCAAUUAAAAAAAAUACUUCUGA